This is a messenger RNA of Hirsutella rhossiliensis, 738 nucleotides long. RefSeq names its product DDE superfamily endonuclease domain-containing protein. Gene Ontology annotation, cellular component: nucleus. Bases 1 to 738 code for a protein of 245 amino acids. The transcript has 3 exons. Gene Ontology annotation, molecular function: DNA binding. The record is from RefSeq and is a predicted model, not a curated record. Lineage: Eukaryota; Fungi; Ascomycota; Sordariomycetes; Hypocreales; Ophiocordycipitaceae.
AUGGCUAAUGCGAUAAUUGAUGUCACAAAAAACGGCUUGUCGCAGUACCGCGCCGCCCAAAAGUAUGACAUACCUCAGCAGUCUAUUUCCGACAGACUCAAAGGCCAGGUAGCCCUGGCUGAUCAGAUCCAGCCUCGUCAACUCUUGAGUAAGUCUCAGGAAGCUCGCUUGGUUUCUUGGAUCCUCCGCCAAGAGUCUCUCGGCUAUGCUCCUCCCACACGGACAGUGGGGCGCAACUGGGUCUCUAAAUUCAUCAAUCGCCAUCCGGACAUCAAGAACAAGCGUGGGAGACGUCAGGAAGCUAACCGAUUUAAUGCUUUUACGCCUCGGGCGGUUCACUGGUUCUUCGAUAUCAGGGAAAAGGAGUAUGGAUGGAUUAAACCAGAAAAUACCGUGAAUGUUGACGAAGGCGGUAUUAUGUCUGGCUUUGGUUUGGAUAGUCUUGUGGUUGGGAGUGCAGACCCAAAACGGAAGGCCCUUCUGAAAGGGCCACAGUCCCGCAACUGGACCUCAUUUAUUGAAGCUAUCACCGCGGACGGCCGUGUCCUUACCCCUGGCAUUAUCUUUAAGGGCAAAGAGCUUCAGAAACAGUGGUUCUUGACGGAAUUCGGCAAAAUAGCCGACUGGCAUUACAUAACGUCGCCCAACGGAUGGACGGACAACCAUAUCGCUAUUGAGUGGCUUGAGAGGUCUAUUUGCCCCAGACGCGACCAGCCGAUGCCUCAGAUGCUAGACUGA